Molecule: messenger RNA, 785 nt
Organism: Ictalurus punctatus (channel catfish)
Lineage: Eukaryota; Metazoa; Chordata; Actinopteri; Siluriformes; Ictaluridae
Gene: mrpl18
Product: mitochondrial ribosomal protein L18
Exons: 4
Coding region: 164-730 (188 amino acids)
Biological process (GO): translation
Cellular component (GO): mitochondrion; ribosome
Molecular function (GO): structural constituent of ribosome; 5S rRNA binding
Source: RefSeq, a predicted model, not a curated record
CCUCAGCCGGACUGUAAUCAGUGUAACACGGGGACAAGAUGGCCGCUUACAGGGGAGUGUUGGGUUAUGAUGAUUAGUUCGGAUUUCUCUUCGUGUGUGUAGAUUUUGUUUUGUGUUUGCGCGGAGUGUGUGUGUGUGUGUGUGUGUGUGUGUGAUUGUGGUUAUGGUUAUGGCUGCUGUUAGAGGGUUUUAUCGCUCAGUCCGCCUGCUGCUUGGACAGAAACACACCGCGACACGGAACCAGGACAUCGCAGUGCGGAGUUGGAGUCGAGCUGCAGCCGAUCCAGCGCCGGAGAUCAACCAGAACGAAGAUGUUAAUCAGACGUUUGUGAACCGAAACCCUAGGAAUCUGGAACAGAUGGCCAUCGCUGUGAAGGACAGAGGCUGGGCCACCGUCUGGCCCAAGAGAGAGUACUACCACAGGUUGGUGCUGAAGCGCUCGCAGCAUCACGUGUCUGCUGCGGUGUUUUCGCGAGACUCGGACGUCCCCGUGCUGACGUGCUCCACACAGGAGUGGGCUCUGAAGAAGCAGCUGAGCUCCACGCACUCGGUGGCCGCGUGCCGCGCUGUGGGAGACGUUCUGGCUCAGCGAUGCUGCGAAGCCGGAAUCACUCGACUCGUUUAUCGAGAGGUUCCCUGGACCUUCCGCUCCGACGCCGUCCAGACGUUUUGGGCGGCCAUGAAAGAGGGGGGCGUGCUGCUCAGUGAACCUAAACGUAAAUUUAUUUAAUAUUGUUUCCCUUUUAUAAUCGACCUGAAACUCUGAAUAAAGAUCUGUAUAAACA